This is a messenger RNA of Lachancea lanzarotensis, 939 nucleotides long. RefSeq names its product LALA0S12e00606g1_1 (gene UCC1). The record is from RefSeq and is a predicted model, not a curated record. Bases 1 to 939 code for a protein of 312 amino acids. The transcript has a single exon. Lineage: Eukaryota; Fungi; Ascomycota; Saccharomycetes; Saccharomycetales; Saccharomycetaceae.
AUGCUGAAUGAACUGCCUGUCGAGAUCAAACUAGAACUACUAAAGUCACAUUUGCAAUUGGCUUUCUUGAACACAGAAUGGUACCGUCUGAGCAACCGCUUUUAUAAGGAGCACUGCUUGAAAUUGAAGCCAAAAGCUUACUGGAUCCGACUACAAAACGGUGUAUGUCGUUAUAUUGAGACUUUGGAUAAAGAAAGAGGGGCUGCUCGAAGGAUCAAUGCGAGAAAUAGUUUGAGCUACGGAGAUGAACUGAGCAACAUUCCCUUUAUGUCAGAUUCUUGGCAAAUCAUUUACAGCGUUUUGUUCCGAAAUCCCAGGUUCUUUGCCAUGGAAUGCGAAAGUCGUGAGAUGAACUUAUCGCAUGAUGUUAAAACGGAGUAUUACUGUCCAAUGGAGUUGGAGAGUGGUAGAAAGUAUCCAUGCAACCUGUGGUGCAAAAAGGUAACGGAUGGCGGGUUUUUCGGCUCCAUAAGGGUGGCCAUUUACGGGCAGCCGGACUGUACAGACCCAUUACUGUUGCGAGAUCUACCAUUGGUUCUUAAUGACUGGUGUAAAGUUCCUGGAAUGUAUUGUCUGUACGGUGGUGACUUUGAAAUACCAAAAUCCGCUACUUCUCUACAAGUGGUGCAUAUGGGGGUUUCCAUCACUAACGCAACUAAUGUCGUUUUGGAGGCAGUAGAUACCACGCCUUUUCAAAACGCAAAAAGCUGGCUUUUGUUUAGUACGCGUGAGAUGGAAAUCUUCAAUCCGACCGAAAAGCUUUUGAGUGCUGAGAGGAUGCACUGGGAUGAGAAAUUUGUGAAUAUAAACAACACCGCAUCUACCAAAGAAGCUGAGUUCAACUUUGUCUACCGCUUUCCGAAAGAUUCAGGGUCGCACAACGACUUGAAAAGUGUUUGGUUUCCGCGUUUAAGAGAUUGUUCUAUGAUAGACACUUAG